AUGUCCAUAGUACAAAUGGAAGAGAUGUGCAAAAAGAAAGACAUAAGUCUGUCCGAUAAAAUAUGUGGCUUAUCUCUGCAUGAUACGAAAGACUUAUUUGUGGAUCUGACCAACUUUGUCAUGUACAGCAAUUACGAAGAGCAAAUGAAAAAUGAGAAAAAAAUUCUCACAUGCAUUCACCGGACGUUAACGUUUAUGAAGGAAAAUAUAAAAAAACAAAUCGAAGAAUUGAUCAAUUCAUCUAGGCAAUAUAUCGAUGAGCUAUUCGGGAGUUACUACAUUUUGGACAAGAAGGGGUGGGAAGCCUUAUCGAAGUUGAAAUUAUUCUUAGACAUGAAUGGAGACCAGGAUAUGUUGUUGGUCAAUGGAAGGGAUAUAAUUUUGUACGCGAUGGAUGUCAAUUUCUCGAAGAAAGUUCCCCUAAAUACGCAGGAGUUGUUGGAACAUUUUACUGAAUCGUUUAAACAUAACAGGAAUAUAUUUGAACAAUACCAAAAGGAAUUUUAUAAGAUUGAGAAGGACAUAAAAACAUAUUUAGGAAAUGGAGGGAAGAGAUUCCCACUGAAAUUUACACACUGGAAUAAUAGCUACAACAAUGUUACCCAGAAUGUGGCAGCGAGAGUGUUUAUGGAUGAUUUUUACGACUAUUUUUCCCUCCUAGAAAUGAAGUUAAAGUAUAACCCUGAGAAAUUCACAGGGAUAGACAUAUCCUUCCUGGAGGAGACGCUAGAAUCGAUUAAUAAUAUUAUAAAAUCCAUCAUUGAAUAUAAAACGGAGAAAUUAUUUGGUCUCUUAAACAAUAUAUUUCAGGGAUAUUUAAGGUCCAUUUUGGGGUUUUUCACCCACCUAUUUGAUACAAAACGUAAAAAAAAUAAAGUGGUUUUAGAAACCAUUGCGAAAGAAAAGAUGGACCAUGUGUACGAAAGUAAUUUUCUAUUCGAUGUCGAAUCCCAUUUUAUGAAAGUCAAUUUCGGAUUGGAUAUCAACAGCAGAAGUCUCCAGUUGCUAAAAAAUGAAAUAGAAAACGCCAAGGUGGAGGAGCAGGAGCGGCAAAUCAUGAAUAUUUUCAAAGUUAUCGUGCACGAAUUAAUGUAUAGAAAACAAGUUAUGGAAUUUUCCACCCUCGUCAAGUCGUUGAAGGAAAAUUCCAAAACGGUCAUGUCCUAUUUUAGGGAAUUUUGGGGGUGUAUGAGCAGGAAAAAUUACACUUGA
Molecule: messenger RNA, 1212 nt
Organism: Plasmodium inui San Antonio 1
Lineage: Eukaryota; Apicomplexa; Aconoidasida; Haemosporida; Plasmodiidae
Exons: 2
Coding region: 1-1212 (403 amino acids)
Source: RefSeq, a predicted model, not a curated record